Rhodamnia argentea is the source of this 2522-nucleotide messenger RNA. Its product is annotated as protein YLS7. The record is from RefSeq and is a predicted model, not a curated record. The transcript is spliced from 3 exons. NCBI's taxonomy places the organism in Eukaryota, Viridiplantae, Streptophyta, Magnoliopsida, Myrtales, Myrtaceae. Bases 654 to 2264 code for a protein of 536 amino acids. Gene Ontology annotation, cellular component: Golgi apparatus. Gene Ontology annotation, molecular function: O-acetyltransferase activity.
UCGUGGUUUUGCCUCUGAAUUUCUUCUUUUUGCGCGGCGAUCUGCUUAAAACAAUCGAAGUGCCAUUCUUUCCUUCCUUCCCUCCCCGAUAUCUCGCUGGUUUCGUUGAGCGAUCCUGAUUCUAGCCAUCUCCAUCUGGCUCUCUCUUCCUCAUCGUCCGCUUUCUCUUUCGCAUCUUCCCCCCCCACGCCGACGCGCCACCUUCCUCUCCACCUUCUCUGCAACCCCAUCUCAUCGAUUGCUUCAUCGUGUUUUUUUCUAGGUGCUUGGCUCUUAAAUCUGAUCCCCGCACUUUGGAUUUUGCGUUCUAUCAUUGCGAGGAUCGGCCUCUCCCCGGAAUCCCUUCUCAGCUCAGGGUCGAGAUUUCUGGGCCCUUGUUCACCUGAAUAGCUCCUGUAUUAACUGCUACGAGCAAAAUUAUCCGCUUCGCUUGCUCGAGAGUGGUUUCUCGUGGCGGCUCAUCGGCUGAAUCGGAUAUUGCCGGAGAUUCGUCCUAUUCUGGGAAAUUUUAAGAUCCUGGGUGGCGAUUCGGGUCGGUGGUAAUGUAGCUUAUGGAUGAAACUUGUGGGUAGUUUGAGGAUUAACUUGCCAAAGAAAGACGCAUUUCCUCUUUUGUGGUUGAGUUGGAAAUUGGGUUCGAUUUUGGAAAAGCCAUGACGAUAUCCUCGCCCAAGGGUUCAUCCGCAAUUACUCCAUUCCCAAGGUCGCUUUCGGUAAUUACGAUCGCCAUCGGAGGACUUGCCACGUUCUUGAUGGUCGCCUCUCUGCUUCUUGUUUCUCAUCCCAUCGGCUCCAAGGUUCGCGGGUAUUUUUAUGGCAUCGACAGCUCGAGCAAGGUAGAUUUUGCGGUUUUCCCUUAUAAUGACAGUAGAGUUGCCCGCUCCGUUGAUAAAAGCGAGGAUGUAGUUAGUGAGGUUCCUUCGUCGAAGCCUUUUUCUGAAGUACACACGAGUUCAAAUGAUUCUUCAACCUCGGUGGCAAAUAAGGAAUUGGAAUAUCAAGUGAACCCCGUCCCACCCAUCUCGUCUGGAUUACCUUCGGGAGAGGAGGACGAUUCCAGUUCUAAAAAUGAUAAGCUCAUAGAGAACACUGAAAUUGCUAACCCGGUCUUGUCAGAUGCGCCUGAUGUUUCUGCUUAUUCAGCCUCAGGAACUACACCGGCAUCAACAUCUGCUAAAACUUCAGUUGAGAUUGGUUGUGAUCUGUACCAUGGGAGUUGGUUUUAUGAUUCACUCGGACCAUCAUACACAAACAAUACCUGCCCAGUUUUGACACAGAUGCAGAACUGCCAGGGGAACGGAAGGCCUGAUAAGGAAUACGAGAAUUGGCGGUGGAAACCUUCUCAGUGUGAUCUCCCACGAUUUGAUGCCAAAAAGUUUUUGGAGUUGAUGAGAGGAAAGACGCUAGCUUUCAUUGGCGAUUCUGUCGCACGUAACCAGAUGGAAUCCAUGUUAUGCAUCCUUUGGCAGGUUGAAGUACCCAAAAACCGGGGAAACCGAAGAAUGCAAAGAUGGUUUUUUAGGUCAACAUCUGUCAUGAUUGUUCGCAUGUGGUCCUCAUGGCUUGUGCAUCAAAGCUCCGAAGCAAUUGAUUUUGCUCCAGAGGGCGUGGUAAAGCUUCACCUCGAUGUCCCCGACCAAGUUAUAAUGGAAUUUCUUCCCAAGUUUGAUGUGGUCGUUCUUUCCUCUGGCCACUGGUUUGCCAAGCAAUCAGUCUAUGUCUUGGACAAAAAAAUUGUUGGUGGACAAUUAUGGUGGCCAGACAAAUCUCGACAUAUGAAGGUCAAUAAUAUUGAAGCGUUUGGAAUAUCUGUCGAAACGAUCAUCUCUGCUAUUGUCACGCAUCCAAAUUACACUGGGGUAACCAUUCUCCGUUCCUAUUCACCUGAUCAUUAUGAGGGUGGAGCUUGGAAUACGGGGGGGUCUUGCACUGGGAAGGUGCAGCCCUUAGCAGCUGGGGAGUUAGUGGAAAAUGGUUUUACGAAUAUAAUGCAUGAGAAACAAGUGACAGGCUUUUAUCGUGCGAUGAAGAAGGCGACCAACAAGUCAAAGAUGAGGUUGAUGGAUAUCACUGAGGCUUUUGGAUAUCGUCAUGACGGGCAUCCUGGCCCGUACAGAAGCCCUGACCCAAACAAGAUCACAAAACGUGGUCCGGAUGGAAGGCCUCCACCACAGGAUUGCUUACACUGGUGCAUGCCUGGCCCAGUUGAUGCCUGGAAUGAACUUGUACUUGAGAUUAUUAGGAGAGAGCUUGAUGGCGACUGAACCUUCUACACCAAAAACGUGGCAUUCUUGUAUCUUUAUAGUUUGAAUUAUUAUGCCAGGAAAAUUUAAUUUAUGUAGGGGCCAGAGUUAGCUCGGUUCUUCUUCUUCUUCUUAAAACACACACUAGGGAAGAAAAUGUACUCCCCAAAGCAUUUUUUGUCAUAGUGAAAUACUGUAAUUUAUUUGUUUGUCUCUGUUGUCAGUUUAGACAGAUUAGUUAGUGAUGAAAAAUCUUCUGGACUAGUAUUCUUUCCUGAU